AUGAGGCAACCACCGAGUUACCGUGAGGUCUUUUGGAACCAACUUGUCAUACUCUUGACAACUAUAGCUCUUGCAAGCUACAGCCUCGGGGCUGUCGUGGGACGAGACAUUAAUUCUGAUCUCGGAACAAGUUUGGCGAAUGGAUCCAUUUCUAGCCCCGACAGUAUCAUUCCAGAGCGAAACAACAGUUCUGACCGGAUCUCCUCUGGUGACUUCCCGAUCUGCACUGACUUUAACGGUCCUUUUGUGCCAUUCUGUCUUCCAGUGAAUGGCGCAGAUGUCCUGGUUGACACAACAUACUAUGUAACGUGGAAUGCCGACUUUUAUCCUCUUAAUGCUACUGUAAACAUUGAGCUGAGAUACUCAGACUCAGCCGAAGGGACCUCAGCAUUCACAUCCAAGAGGACGGCUAAUAGCUACGGAUAUAUCCCUAUUCAUAUGCGCUACGAAUGGCUCCAGGGUAAAGCCAAUAACUCACUGACUCUUUACAUUAUCGAGCUUGACCCUACCUUGGAUCGUCGGGCUAGCGCUCGACAGGGCCCGACCAUUAUGCUUCGCCCUAAACCUUUAAACUACUCCAAACCUUCUCCACCGGCCACUUUCAAUAAAUUGGCACUUUACAUAGGUCUUCCGGUGAGCCUUGCUGUUGUGGUUGCUGUUGUGGCUGGCUUAGUCUGUGGGAUGCGAAAGAACAGGAUGUUUAUUAUGCGGACUUUCACCCAACUUCGAAACAAGGGAUACGGCAUCGGGAAAUCCAAGACUCAGCGCCUGGAGAAUGAUAGAAAGCAAAGUAGUGAUUCCGACGAAUCUACCGUUUUGAAGAAAUAUUCGGAUGACCUUGAGGCAGGGCUGCUUGAAGGGACUACUUCAAAUAGGUACAACAAUGAACUCGAGCGCACUGGUAGCUAUGCUUUCAGACGGGAUGUGUCUAAAUUAAAAAGCUGGGCGGUUUGA
This is a messenger RNA of Aspergillus ochraceoroseus IBT 24754, 954 nucleotides long. RefSeq names its product DUF4448 domain-containing protein. The transcript has 2 exons. The record is from RefSeq and is a predicted model, not a curated record. Lineage: Eukaryota; Fungi; Ascomycota; Eurotiomycetes; Eurotiales; Aspergillaceae. The coding region runs from base 1 to 954 and encodes 317 amino acids.